AUGUUAUCCCUUAGGAAGAAAGCAGAAAGUCGUCGCCAUAAUAGGAAGAAGUUAAAUCCGAAUAUACAUCUUGAUGAUGAAAUAUCUACAGCAGAAGCUGUAGAUGGUGUUACUUCAGCUGCUGGAAAUGAUACUAGGGCUGCUAGUGGUGCCGAUGGUGAUGGUAAAGGUUUCAGUGAAUCGGAUCCAUCCAUGGCUGAUUUAGAAACUACGUUUGCAACCUUUAAUGUGAUUUUUGAUAAGCUAAGAAGUCCAUCUAAUCAAGAACGAUUACAGGCAUCCUACGAAUUAAAGAAUUCUCUCAUUUCUCUAGCGCGUGAGGUUUCAACUGAACAGUUCCAAAGAUUUAGUAAUGUGUUAAAUAAUAAAAUAUUCGAGUUAAUUCACGGAUCUGAUGUCAAUGAAAAAAUUGGUGGUAUUUUAGCUGUAGAUACUUUGAUUGGAUUUUAUGUACAUACAGAAGAACUACCAAAUCAAACUUCAAGAUUAGCUAAUUAUCUUCGUGUUUUGAUCCCUUCCAAUGAUAUUGAAGUAAUGCGUUUAGCGGCAACUACCUUAGGUAAAUUAGCCAUCCCUGGUGGUACCUUAACUUCGGAUUUUGUCGAAUUCGAGGUUAAAACAUGUAUUGAAUGGCUAACAACCUCGCCAGAAAAUUCUUCCUCCAGUUCGAAGCAAGAAUUCAGAAAACAUGCAUCUUUAUUAAUUGUAACAGCAUUGGCAAAUAAUUCUCCAUAUUUAUUAUAUCCUUACAUUAAUUCUAUUUUAGACAAUAUUUGGAGAGCAUUAAGAGAUACAAAAUUGGUUAUCAGAUCGGAUGCAGCUGUAACCCUAGGUAAAUGUUUAUCAAUUAUCCAACAUAGAGAUUCAAUUUUAACAAAGCAGUGGUACGAACGUUUAUUUAAAGGUUGUGUCUAUGGACUAACUUUAAAUACAAAUGAAGCUAUUCAUGCGACUUUACUGGUUUAUAGGGAAUUGUUAGUACUACGAGGUUCCUUUUUAAACUCAAAAUACGAUGAAAUAUACCACUCUACAAUGAAAUAUAAAGACCAUAAAUAUGAUGUUAUCAGAAAAGAAGUAUAUGCUAUUCUUCCGCUACUGGCAUCAUUUGAGCCCCAAAUUUUUACCAAUAAAUAUCUAGAUCAAACAAUGGUUCAUUUUUUAAUGGUAUUAAAGAAUUUAAAUGCAAGCAGUGCCAACCUAUCAGACAAAUCGUAUAUAUUGGUUUCAAUUGGUGAUAUUGCAUUCGAGGUAGGAUCAAAUAUAACCCCGUAUAUGGAUCCCAUUCUAGAUAAUAUAAGAGAUGGAUUGCAAUCUAAAUUCAAAAAUCGUAAAAAUUUUGAACGCGAACUGUUUUAUUGUAUUGGCAAACUAGCUUCUGCAGUAGGC
This is a messenger RNA of Vanderwaltozyma polyspora DSM 70294, 1386 nucleotides long. RefSeq lists its product as uncharacterized. Lineage: Eukaryota; Fungi; Ascomycota; Saccharomycetes; Saccharomycetales; Saccharomycetaceae. The record is from RefSeq and is a predicted model, not a curated record. The transcript has a single exon. The annotation marks the transcript as partial.